This is a messenger RNA of Suncus etruscus (white-toothed pygmy shrew), 960 nucleotides long. Its product is annotated as olfactory receptor 5A1-like. NCBI's taxonomy places the organism in Eukaryota, Metazoa, Chordata, Mammalia, Eulipotyphla, Soricidae. Gene Ontology annotation, molecular function: olfactory receptor activity; odorant binding; G protein-coupled receptor activity. Gene Ontology annotation, cellular component: membrane. The transcript has a single exon. The coding region runs from base 1 to 960 and encodes 319 amino acids. The record is from RefSeq and is a predicted model, not a curated record. Gene Ontology annotation, biological process: sensory perception of smell; G protein-coupled receptor signaling pathway.
AUGGAACCAAGCACUUCCAUACAAGAAAAUAGAAAUUACACAUCAGUGGUCAUGUUUAUUUUCAUUGGAAUCACAGAUGAAAAAGAAUUGCAGUUCAUUCUCUUUCCAGUCUUCCUAGGAAUUUACCUAGUGACCUUAUUCUGGAACCUGAGUCUUAUCAUACUUAUCAGGAUGGACUCUCACCUCCAUACACCCAUGUACUUUUUUCUCAGUAUCUUGUCAUCUAUAGACAUCUGUUACUCUUCUUCUAUAAGUCCAAGGAUGCUUUCAGAUUUCUUCAAGGAUGAAAAAACAAUUUCCUUUAUUGCCUGUGCUAUGCAGUAUUUUACUGCAGCUUGGAUGGGUCAGGCUGAGUGCUGCCUCUUGGCUGCCAUGGCCUAUGACAGAUAUGUUGCUAUUGGGAACCCUUUGCAGUAUUCAACCAUCAUGGCGCCUGGCCUUUGUCAGAAGAUGGUUACUGGGGCUCUUGGAACUGGUUUUAUCUGUAGCUUAAUUGAAACAGUUCCUGCUUUUCAGAUGUAUUACUGUGGGCCAAAUGUGAUUCAACACUUCUUCUGUAACAUAUCUGAGGUUAUUAUUUUGUCUUGCUCCAGUACUUUUAUCACUCAAAUGAUUCUAUUUUGGACAAUUUUGUUCAUUGGGUUUGGUUCUUUCCUUGUCAUCCUGUUAUCCUAUGGCUUCAUCACAGUUUCCAUCCUAAAAAUGUCUUCUGUUAAAGGUAGUCUCAAGGCCUUCAAUACCUGUGCCUCCCAUUUGGCAGUUGUAACACUCUAUUAUGUCCCAGUUUUCUUUGUAUAUAUGCAGCCUCAUUCUAGGCACUCUGAGAAAGAGGACAAGAUACUAUCAGUAUUUUAUGUUUUCAUUACCCCCAUGUUAAACCCUCUUAUCUAUAGUCUGAGAAACAAGGAGAUCAAAGAAGCACUCAAGAGGAUGUUAAAAAAGACUGUACAAUCUCCCUAA